GCAUUAAAUAAGCAAAUAAAAUUCUUAAAAGAAUGUCUGAAAAGAAUUGAGAAGAGAAAGGAUAGGGAGAUUGAUCUAAUAGAAUGUAUAUUAACAGCAGAAAAUGGUAAAAAAAGUUUGGGUGGUGAUUUCUCCGAUCAUGAUCAUGAAAAUUCGACAAAAUUUGAUGCUAGUUCAUCAAAAAUUACUGAUUAUGAUAAAGCAUCAAAAUCUAAGUUCUUGUUUAGGUCUCCAUCUAGGACUGCAUCCAAUAAAAAUGAUGUUUAA
Molecule: messenger RNA, 267 nt
Organism: Funneliformis geosporum
Lineage: Eukaryota; Fungi; Glomeromycota; Glomeromycetes; Glomerales; Glomeraceae
Source: the annotation of a GenBank genome assembly